GAUGAGCUGCUGCGGGAGGGGGCGGGGAGCGGAGGAGCAGCUGCGGCGGUCUCGGGGAGCGGUUGACAUCUGGCGUCUCCGAGGGCCGAGGGGACCUCACGCUAGCUACAGCUAGGGCCUUGCGGCCACCGGGCCACUUCCAGCUCACGCUUUCCCCUUCGGUGUCCGCCAUGGCAGCGCGUCCGUUCGCCGCCGGCCUCUGCACGCCGUGACCCCCGGCUCCCCCGAGCGAUGAGGCGGUAGUGGCGCCUCGCGGCCCGCUCCUCCCGCGACUCGGUCGCCCCGGCCGGGGAGCAGGUCUGCGGGCCGUCCCCGCCGCGGUCCGCCCCCGCACCGCCCAGCCCCGCCCCCUGGGGGCGCUGCCCUCGGGCUCCCGCCGCCCAUGCUGCCCAUGCCUCCCAGCCGCUCUGCCGCCCGCCGCUGAGCCCGCGCCCACCCUCAGGCUCUCAAGAUGUGGCACAACGUGGGGCUGACCCUGCUGGUGUUCGUGGCCACGCUGCUGAUCGUCCUGCUGCUGAUGGUGUGCGGUUGGUAUUUUGUAUGGCAUCUAUUUUUAUCCAAAUUCAAGUUUCUACGGGAACUGGUGGGAGACACAGGAUCCCAGGAAGGAGAUCUUGAGCCUUCUGGGUCUGAAACAGAAGAGGACCCUUCAGCUUCACCACACAGGAUCAGAUCUGCUCGCCAGAGAAGGGUGCCUACUGAUGAAGGCCACUGACCAGAUACCCGCCCUGCUAGAAUAUGGUCUACAGCAGUUAUGAGUCUGUCUUUAGGGACCUGACUUUGAAAGUUACUGUGACUGAGGAACAUUUGCAACUGGAUUUCUGUCCAGUUCAAAAAAAGAUUUACAUGUAAGCCAUAGAGAAAUAAAGGGAAUUUAAACCAAAUUGGACUGUUACAGAUUUCAUCUUGGAUAUUUUGCUUCACUGGGUCUACUUAACGCUCUUAACUCUUUUUGGCUUUUUUUUUUUUUUUUUUUUUUUUUGCACUGGUGUAAAUCUGUAAACAUUUCAGGCUUGAAAAAACAUGAUGAUAUUAGUCAUAAAAUGUACCCUUUUCUUGAUAUUUUAACUUGUCAUAAAUCGGGACGUAUCUCAUUACUGUCAACCAGGUGAUAGUCUUGUCAUUAUCCUAGCUUGUGCAUAUGUGAAUUUGCAGCUUGUUAUAGUGUCAUUACCUCAGCUGAUGUGUAUAUUGUUGGUAUCAAAUAUAUCAGGUUUAAUUGGCAUUUUUAAAAUGUCUUCAAAGUUCCAUGAAUCAGCAUUGAAUGGAAGGUUAUUGCAUAUGCAGAAAGCCAUGGAGACAGCAGUGGAGCAUGUUUGAUAUCAGUGAUGCCAACAUUUGCUGCUGGAGAAAUGAUCACAAGUCAAUGUUUCCUUGCAAAGAAACAACAAAAUGCUUUUACAGGACUUAAGAAAGGAAGAUACCCACACAUUGAUGAAGAUAUGCUACAUUUUGUCAGUGAGACACUUGCAAAACAGUUGCCUGUCUUCACGUCAAGGAGUUGUAGUUGAAGGCCAGAGAAAUUGCCAAAAUUCUCAGAAAUGAUCUAAGAAAAUUCAAAGCAAGAAGAGACUGGUAUGGCCACUUCAUGGAGAGGACUGCUAUUAAGACAUCAGGUGUUCUCUCCAGAGCUGCCUGCUGCUAUUAGACAGAAGGCAGUGGUAAGCAUCCCAUCGGGAAAUGCCACAUCGGCAGGCCUUUUGACACCUGUGUGGGAAAGCAGAUCUAAUGACUAAUUUGAAGUGUUUUGGAAGAAGGGACUUGGAAUGUGAAGAUACAGUUAUAACUUGCCAGUUUAUUUCACACGCUCUUUACAUAGGCACAAGAUUUAUGUGAUAAAACUAUUUUAGAACACAGGAUAAAUACAAACUAAAACAUUUUUCUGUGAUACAAGGCAUAUGUCCUAGCUUAAUGGGCAGUGUCUUUUCUUAGACCUAUAUAUGGUGCAUCUUAACAAUUGAUGGUCACCUAGAUUAAGUAAAAGAGAAAAUUUGUAAAUUUCAAGAUAGCAUUUAUUUAUUGGAGAACAUAAUUAUAAGUCUACAGUGUUAACAGUUAUUUUCUAUGAAAUACUUUUGGGGUAAACCUAUUGGGGGCUUUAGAGGUAUAGUUAUGAAUCUAAGAACUGUCUUCUCCUUUAGGGAGAGUGAGAUUGGUCCCCCCUUUAUAUGGGGACUGUAUGUUCUGGACUUGUGGAGAAAAUACUUCAGACCUCAAAGAGUAUUAGGGCUUGAAACAGUAGUGGUUGAAAAAACCUGCUUACCUGUGUAAAAUGCCUCUUGCCAGGAGUCCAUGUUUGUUUUAACUGAACUUUGGACUGUUUACUAAAGAGAGAUGAAUUAAUAAACUUUCUAGUGUUGUCUGCUCUAGACAGAAAUGAACUGCAAAGCCAAGUUCCUUUCCUGGUUCCUGUCCUUCAUGGCUGUGUUUAAUCUUGUUUGAUACCUCAUUCUUCAUACUGGCAGAUUUUGUCUAUUAAUUGUCUACUGGCACUGCCCCAAGUUCAGUUCCUUAAGAACUGUUCCUAGAUAUCCUAGCCCUUUGGGUACACUGGAAGAAAAGUUUAGAGGAAAACUUUCAUGUAUACGUUUUCUGGGGAAGAUGCCCAACAGCUGAGAGUGGGCAUCUGUUCUGUUCUUUAUAGGGCAUACUGUGACCAGAAGGCAUAAAGAGCAGUGACAUUGUUUCUAGCAUUGAUUUUUAAUAAUUCUUAUACUAACUAAAUAUCACUAAAUGGGUUAAGAUGCCCUAAGGCAUCUUGUUACCCGGAGGUUGUUUACAUUAGAUUUUUUUUCAUAAUCUAAUGUCUUGAGCUCCAGGUUUUUGCUUUUUGCUUAUGUUUUGCGGUGGGUAUCUAAGGUUUAUAUAGCAAUAGGAAUAACUUAAAGCUGCAGGUGAGCUCUCUGUUGUGUCAGUAUUAAAGAAUGGUGGCUGAUGUCAUCACCCCCGACCCGUCCAAUCUGAACUAAGCCCAAACUAGUCUCUGUAAAGAUACAUAUAGGACAUUAUUUAUUGGUAUUUAUGUUUCCAGUGUAUCUUAUGAAACUUUAACAAAAACUGGUUGACCUGAGAAAUAAUUCCUUAUUGUGUAACAGCUCAUACUUGGCGUGUUUUAACUUAAAAAAAGUAAAGACAUUUUGGAUGCCAGUAUGAACUAAGGCAUAGUGUUUUGUGUAAAAUUGCCUUCAUGGAUCUCCUUUACUCCACUGAGAGAGAAGAGAAACCAUUGUCCCUCCAGGAUUCCUCACAUGCUGUGGGUUUCUAUCCUGUUUCCUGGUGAAGCGCUUUUAUAGCUCUUAUAACUGUCACACCUGCAUACUCGGGUUGUCAGUGCAAGUGGUGUGUCUAACUUCAAAGUUUAAAAGACACAACAUACAAAUACUAGAGUCUUGCCUGAUGACAUCAUCUGUUUGAGAGUCGAUUAGAAACUUGAGGACUCAGGUAGAUCGUUGCAGUUCCUUCAUAGCCAGCCCUUCCCAAAUCUGUGGUUUGUCUCUGAAGGGGUGUGUGUGUGUGUGUGUGUGUGUGUGUGUGUGUGUGUGUGUGUGUGUGUUUGCACAUUGCCCAUGUGGUGGCAUAGCUCAAAUUUAAAUGCCAAAACACUAAAGAUUUGUAUAAAAGUUAGCUGAGGUGUUAAACACAUACCUGAAGAUAGAUUUUGAACUGAAUGGCCUCUCACAGUGGAAGUAGAUACUGGAUGGCUAUUUCAGGGACAUCUUGGCCUCUUUGCUUAGAUUAGACUUCACCAUUUCAAAAUGGUAUUUUGCUAAAAGUUGAGAAUAUGUAUGAGCUGGUAUCUAGAACAUGAUGGAAAGCAGUAUAUGUUUCAUGUUAAGAGGAAUGAUGUUUGAAUUUAUUUUGAGUCUACAGUGCAAUCUUUUUUUAAAGUCAGUUUUCCUGAGAUGGUGUCUGAGUAUGACUGGUAACCAGUAUAAUUGCAGAUCUUGACUGGUAAACUAAGUGCUUUUAUAUUUGAAGUUGACUUCAUAAAGCCAAUGAGCAGUCCUUUGAGCUUGGAAAAGCUCAGGCAACUGUAGAAUGGUGUUGGGUUAUAGAAUCUAGACUCAAAAUACCUUGUAUUGUCUGCUGUUAAAGUGUCCUGGAGUUAGAAACUUCUAACAAGUUACAUUUUUACCCUGUGUAAGUAGAAGCUGCAUCUCCAUUUGUCAGAGCACAUGCUACCUGUUGAGGACUGUCUGGCAUUAACCUCCAUGCCAGUUCUAUGCAUAACCAUCACCAAAUACUGCUGAUGUGGUUUCUUACAGGAGCCCUUCUGUCCUGUGCUAUGAUGCAUUGUCACCUUGUUGCUUGACAAAUACAUUGUAAGGAAUUAGAACUGUGUGUGUUAAUAGUACCUUUACAUAAAUAACAAGAUGUAAAAUACAGAUGAGGGAUAUGCAAAUGAGUGAUGUUCCUGUCUUAGAAUAUCUAAAGCUUCUUGCACAGAAUAAAGGAAAAUGAAAAUAA
This is a messenger RNA of Mesocricetus auratus (golden hamster), 4467 nucleotides long. RefSeq names its product small integral membrane protein 13 (gene Smim13). Bases 452 to 715 code for a protein of 87 amino acids. NCBI's taxonomy places the organism in Eukaryota, Metazoa, Chordata, Mammalia, Rodentia, Cricetidae. The record is from RefSeq and is a predicted model, not a curated record. The transcript has 2 exons.